This is a messenger RNA of Daphnia pulicaria, 1014 nucleotides long. RefSeq lists its product as uncharacterized. The record is from RefSeq and is a predicted model, not a curated record. The transcript is spliced from 3 exons. NCBI's taxonomy places the organism in Eukaryota, Metazoa, Arthropoda, Branchiopoda, Diplostraca, Daphniidae. The coding region runs from base 1 to 630 and encodes 209 amino acids.
AUGGCGCUCCGAUGGAUCAUGUGUGUAAGCGUUUUGUUGGCGACUGGGGCUGCGGCCACCAAAGAGCGUCAUGAGUCCUACCAGCCGGUCGAUGUCGGUUUCCAGUUUUCCACGCCAGUCAACUUGGCCAACACGUUGCAGAACAGUGUGGCAGGGCCGCUCAGCCUCGUUCUGGUCGUCGCCUUCACUGGCAUCCUAGUGGCCGGCCUCUUUGUGCCCAAAUUCACUUCGGCGUGGUCGGCCCGCUCUUCCGACGACGAUCACAAUUCUAGUUGGUGGCAUCGAUUACUCGAUCCGCUGGACGUUGAAGAAGCUUUCGAAUUCAUGAACGACCUGGGAGAUCCUUGUCGCCGGAAGAUUUUGUGUCACGUUCACAGUUUCGUCCCUUAUGCACCGGCUUGGCUCCAGACCGUCGUCCGUGUCAUCAGUAGAAACAUCCGCGGAGUGGCGCGCUACAAAGAUGACAUCAUUUACGGACUGGGAGGGGAGAGCUGUCAAGCCCGCUAUCAAACUGAAUGUCCGCAAUCGGUUGGACAACUUCUAAUGAUGACCAAACCAGUCCGUCGGAUUCUCGAGCAACAGAGGCGACACUUUCAAUCGACUAACGACCGAUACUUUAACUUUGUUUGACGAUUGAUUAUCAAUUGUUGGGCGUCUGUGUGUCAGUGGUGUAAGACGGAAGUGCAUUCAAGACAGGAAACUGGUGGAAGGAUAAUUACAAAAAAGAAAAAAAAACUGGCUUGCAAUGGGUCAUAUGUUAUAUCAAUGAAUAGGGCGAUCAACUUGGCCGGGUCGCAAAGGCUAUACUGUAAUAUGGGUCACCAUUUAUUCACUAUACCGUCUUGUAUUGGAAUUUAUAUUCAAACAUUCCGUAAUAAAUGAUGAUGAAUGGAAUAAUUGAUUGAAACAUCUGUAAAGUGGUAACGUUUUAUUUCUAAAUUUGUUAGUCUACAUGCGUGCUGUGACUUCGGCAGUUUUCCUCGGUCCGUUAAAGAUGUCAUUCGUAACGGUAAA